Messenger RNA from Lecanosticta acicola, 713 nucleotides. Lineage: Eukaryota; Fungi; Ascomycota; Dothideomycetes; Mycosphaerellales; Mycosphaerellaceae. The record is from the annotation of a GenBank genome assembly.
AUGGAAACAAAAACAACAACAUCCCCCGGCCCCCGCGCCGCCUUCUUCUACGGCACCCUCAUGGCCCCCCAAGUCCUCCACCGCGUCUGCCACGGCUCCAUGUCCCCCUCGAAUCCAAUCUACACCCUCUCCUCCCUCACCACAACCCCAGCCCUGCUCCCCUCCCACCGCCGCCACCGCGUGAAAAACGCAGACUACCCGGCAAUCCUCCCCACCACCCCAUCCGACAACACCAACGCCUCCGUCCGCGGAACCUACGUCUCGGGCCUGACAGACUCCGAUAUCUGGCGGCUGGACAUCUUCGAAGGCGACGAGUAUACCCGGAAAAUUGUAAAAGUUAAACUUUUGAGUAAUGAUGACGAUGGUGAUCACGCGAGUGAGACGGGCGACGACGUGGUCGAAUGUGAGACGUAUAUCUGGACUUCAGACCCGGAACGAUUGGAGGCAAAGGAAUGGGAUUUUGCGGAAUUCCAGAGGGAAAAGAUGAGGUUUUGGGUCGGUGCGGAAGGUGAGGGGGAGUAUGCUGGUAGGCCUCCCAUUAUCGGUCGGUUGUGACUGAGUUUCUCCUGAAUAAGAGAGCUAAAUACUCCUCUGCAGAAGUCGAUGAAGCCGUUGCGGCUGCGAAACAAACGAACGAUGGCACAGGGGGCAGGGGCGCGAACGGUCACAUCACGAAUGCGCUGAAUGAAGAGCUGAAGCGAAACGCAGUCUGA